Messenger RNA from Verruconis gallopava, 6729 nucleotides. RefSeq lists its product as uncharacterized. Gene Ontology annotation, cellular component: nucleus. The coding region runs from base 776 to 6196 and encodes 1806 amino acids. Gene Ontology annotation, biological process: chromatin remodeling. The transcript has 3 exons. Gene Ontology annotation, molecular function: DNA binding; histone demethylase activity. The record is from RefSeq and is a predicted model, not a curated record. NCBI's taxonomy places the organism in Eukaryota, Fungi, Ascomycota, Dothideomycetes, Venturiales, Sympoventuriaceae.
CUGGGUUUGGGCCGUGGAGCGCUGGGGUGGUUGCGUGGAGCUGAGCGGACUGCGUUGACGGACGGACUGACUGGCCUGAUCCUAGCGUCGUCGAACCCGGCCGGUUUUGAGCCUCUCGCCCAUUGAUGUUUCUUCUCUCGCAGGAACUGCCCUUAACCUUACGACCUGGAGCCCGCCCGAUCUCGAACUUUAUCUGUCUCUCUCUCACGCCAGCAUCGCCAAUCCGCCCCAACCACCCGUCCGUCCCUACGAACACGUACGCACACCCGUAUACGCUCACUUUCUCGCCCGCCCGCGCUCCCGUCUUCGUACCAUUCCUCGAUCACAGUGCUUUUCUUCUUCGAAGCCCCGUCGUCUCCCACGCCUCUCGCCGCUGACGGAUCCCCGCGACGCCUUGCUCGCCUCGUUCUGAUCGUCCGCUUCCGUCUUCGUAUCCUGUGCGGUGUAUCCGCUCCGGCGCAGCGUGGGAACCGUAUCGCAAGGGCUGCUCUGGCUCUCGGCCGUGUGGUGGCUGCCAUGUCUUCUCCGCCUCUACGAUAGCUGCACCACCCAUCAUCAGACCGACGGUCCUGCACAGGAGGAGCCUGACACGACGGCAUCCGUCCAGCGGGACGAAAAGGGAGAAUAAGACGAAGGACAAGAAGCAGAAGAGCAGGAAAAGAGUGGCAUUUUGGGUUUGCUGCGACGGACUGAAGUGGCUUUCCGACGUCGCAAUCAGAGAUCGGGCAGCGAUUGAUAGCAGCGACACACCAAGAGGAGCUCCCACCGGCUUGUGAUGGUAGCAUCUGCUUCCUCUGGCGGCGGAGGCGCUGCAGCGGGAGGCAUGCACUCCAUGACGGCGACCUUGAACAUGCGCGCCCACAUGACCGGCCUAUCCAGCUCCGCGUCCUCGUCGCACACAUCGACUCACCACUCCAAGGCCAAGACAGGCGCGAGCGGCGUGCCCAUCUCCAACGCGCAGCCACCGCUCCUGGACGCCAACAACAAGACCAUCAUCCCGCUGUCGGCGCGGUUUGCCGAGCCGCUCGACCUGAGCACCGUCGAGCGUCGUGGACAGCCGACGCAGGUGCAGGACGUACCGAAAAAGGCACGACACCAUGGCCUCCAGGAGGCGCCCACCUUCCGCCCCACCGAGGAGGAGUUCAGAAACCCGAUGGAGUACAUCCGCAAGAUUGCCCCCCGCGCGCGCGAGUACGGCAUCUGCAAGAUCAUUCCCCCAGAUGGCUGGAAUCCAGACUUUGCCAUUGACACACAGAGAUUCCACUUUCGCACACGAAAACAGAAACUCAAUCUGGCUGAAGGAGGUGAGUCGCGGAACAUCAACCGGCGAUCCCAGAUCUCAUCGCUGACUGAUGUCGACGCUGCGCCAGACACGCGUGCCAAUCUCAACUACCUCGACCAGCUCUCCAAGUUCCACAUGGCACGCAACGGCACAAACCUCAAUCGCUUCCCCAGCGUCGACAAGCGGCCACUUGACCUGUACAAGCUCAAGAAGUUCGUCGAAGACAAGGGUGGCUUCGAUGCCGUCUGCCGUCAGAAGCGGUGGGCCGAAAUUGGCCGUGACCUGGGUUACAGUGGGAAGAUCAUGUCUUCGCUGUCGACCUCGUUGAAGAAUUCAUAUCAGAAGUGGCUGCAGCCAUACGAAGACUGGCUGCGAUAUAACAAGCCCAGCAUCCUGCAGCAGCAAGAGAUCGAGAACGGCGGGCCCUACACACCCAGCCCUGUCGCGACACCUGCCAAGUCGCAGCAGCACACGCCAAAUGUGGGCACCGCAUCGCCCACCGUCCGGGCAUCAAGUGCACUGAACGCCGCUCUGCAGGCUGCAGGUACGUCGGAUGCACACGCCUCCAAGCCGUCAAACAAUGCUGGCCAGGCUGCACCUCCAGCGUCUAGCGGCUUCACAGCCGUGAACACGGGAGGCUUCACCGCUGUCAACGCUCGGCCACCGCCGCAACCUACUCAGACCGUGCUCCCUUCUGCCAACCAAGGCUCCACAUUAACGGCCGCCAAUGGCCGCAAGACCGACACCGCCCAAUCGACACCCCAACGCUCAGAGAUGAGCCCCUUGACAUCCAUGGAAAACACCCCAGACGCCCCUCAUAUGUCGUCUUCCGCAAGCCUGAAAGGCGCAACUCCCUCCACUCCUGCGUUGAACCAGAUGCCCAAUCAGCGGUUGAUAAAUGCGCUGAAACGCAACCUCCCGUCGGAUCAGGACCACGACACGAAUGGAGAUGGCUCCUCCCCCGCUGGCGGACGAAGCAAGCGCGCUCGCACAGAUUCGGUCCCCGUCGUCGCCGGUUCCAGCAUGGUGCAGCCGCGGCUGCCAGCACCACGAUUGCAGCUCCCACGUGAUCGGUCCAAGGAGAAGCCUGGUGACCUGUGCGAAGAAUGUGGGCGCGGUGACGACGAGACGGCGAUCCUGAUCUGCGAUAACUGCGACAGCGGCUACCAUAGGUACUGCCUGCGACCGCCGCUCAAAUCGAUCCCGGAGCAAGACUGGUACUGUCCGCGAUGCUUGUUCGGACGGGGCGAAUAUGGCUUCGAGGAGGGCGCCAUCUACUCCUUGCGCCAGUUCCAGGAGCGUGCAAGGGAGUUUAAGGAGAAGCACUUUCACAACAAGGUUCAGCCAGACCCCGUUACGGGCAAACGGCAACCGACCGAGGACGAGGUUGAACGCGAAUUCUGGCGGCUGACCGAGAGCCUUACAGAGACGGUCGAGGUCGAAUACGGCGCGGACAUCCACUCGACCACACAUGGCUCUGCGUUCCCGACGCUCGAACUGCAUCCCACCAAUCCGUAUUCCAUCGACCCCUGGAACCUGAACGUGCUGCCGCUCGACAAGGAUUCGCUGUUCCGACACAUCAAGACGGAUAUCUCGGGUAUGACAGUGCCCUGGCUGUACGUCGGCAUGUGCUUCUCGACGUUCUGCUGGCACAGCGAAGAUCACUACGCCUACUCGAUCAACUACCAGCAUUUUGGCGACACCAAGACUUGGUACGGCAUUCCCGGCUCGGACGCGGAGAAGUUUGAGAAUGCGAUGCGCGAGAAGAUGCCCGAGAUGUUCGAGCAACAGCCGGACUUGCUCUUCCAGCUCGUCACUCUGCUACAGCCGGAGAAGCUGCAGAAGGCCGGUGUUCGUGUGUACGCGCUCGACCAGCGCGCCGGCCAGUUUGUCAUCACCUUCCCACAGGCUUACCAUGCCGGCUUCAACCACGGCUUCAACUUCAACGAGGCCGUGAACUUUGCUCCAGCCGACUGGGAACCCUUCGGCGCCGCGUCCAUCAUACGACUACAGGACUACAGGAGACAGCCUGUCUUCUGCCACGAGGAGUUGCUCAUGUCGGCUGCGGCACGCGAUCACUCGAUAAAAACGGCUAAAUGGUUGGGUCCCGCGCUUCAGCGGAUGCUGGAUCGUGAACUGAAGAUACGUGAGGAUUUUGCUAUUGAAUACACUAAAGCAAGGCCGAUGUUGGCUUCCGACAAUGGCGCCGACGAUGACUCAGUCAUCGGUAAGGACUCUGAGUUUCCCUUCGACAAGGAUGAGAAGGACUAUGUCGACGACGACAUCGUGUGUACGUACUGCAAGGCGUAUUGCUACCUCUCACGCUUUGUGUGCAAGAAGACGAAGCGCGUUGUCUGCCUGAUGCACGCGGGGAAGUUCGAGUGCUGCGAAGGCACGACCACCGAGGAUCGCACUAGCAUGAAAGAUGGGGAUCAUCACGUGCAGCUGCGGCUGACCGACGAGGAGCUCACCGCGACCGUUCAAAAGGUCGUGGACGUGUCCAGGACUCCGGAGAUAUGGAAUGAGAAGCUGGAGCGGGUGCUCGAGGACGGGCCCCGCGCCCAGCUCAAGGCGCUUCGCUCGCUGCUUGCCGAGGGAGACCGAAUUAACCAACACUGGGAUCUGCCGCAGCUACCGGAGCUUCGCAAGUACGUCGAGCGUUGUAACGAGUGGGUCGAGGAGGCAACAAAUUACAUCACGCGCAAGCAGCAGAAUCGCCGGAAGAACGAGCGUGUAUGGCGCAAAAGCUUGACACGCAACGCCGAGGCUGAUGAACGGGAAAAGGAGCUGCGAAGCGUGGACAAGAUAAAGAAGCUGCUUGAGCAGGCUGAAGACCUGGCGUUUGACUGCCCAGAGCUGGAGACGCUGCAGGAUCGCGCCGACAAGAUCGAGGACUUCCGCCGACGUGCCGCCGCCGCCUUCAGGAGAGACAACAUCACCACGGCGGAACUGGAGCUGCUAAUUGAGGAAAGCAGAACAUUUGGCGUCGAUAUGCCUGAGAUCGAGACGCUGGAAACGCGCGCGAGGCGGACCAAAUGGUACGAACGAGCCAACGAGGCGUAUGAGAAGUUCACAAAAGGCACGCCAUUAACGCUGCAAGAGGUCGAGGACUUUAUCAAGGAAGGCCGUGAUGUCGGCUUGCCUGACCACGACGAGCACCUGCAAUACUUCGUCUUGCAACAGGAGCAGGGCACAUUCUGGGAGCAAAAGGUCAAAGAGCUCAUCGCUGCCGAGCCGAUCAACUACGCCCAGCUCGAUACGCUUUCCCGUCAGGCGACCAUAAUACCCGUGUCCAAGGAGACGUUGGCUCAGGUUGACGCCAUUCUUGCCAAGCAACGCGAGGCCCAGGAGAAGAUCAACAGCCUCUACCAACGCUGCAAGGAUCCAGAGUUCCGCAACCGGCCCAAGUACCAGGAGGUGCGUGAGGCCAUGGAGUCGCUCGCCGAGCUCAAUAACAAGCCUCCGGGAACCAUGGACCUUGAAAAAGAACAGAAGCGCCACGAGGACUGGAUGCGACGUGGCAAAAAGCUGUUCGGCAAGGCGAAUGCGCCACUGCACAUUCUUCUGCAGCACAUGAAGCUCGUCGAGGAGCGCAAUGAGCACUGUCUAGAUCUGAAUGAUGAGCCGCGUCUGCCUGUCGAGCCUUCUUCGCGCGCAAAUUCGCCGUCUGGGGAUGAAGAUGGAACGAUGACAGGGACGAGCCGCGAGGUGUUCUGCAUUUGCCGUAAGCCGGAAGCUGGCAUGAUGAUUGAAUGUGAGAUGUGUCACGAAUGGUACCACGGCAAGUGUUUGAAGAUCGCGCGUGGCAAGGUUAAGGAAGACGACAAGUACACUUGCCCCAUCUGCGAUCACCGCGUUAAGAUACCUCGUGACGCCGCUCGCCCGAAGCUGGAGGACCUGCAGGCGUGGCAAGACGAGAUCGAGACUCUGCCUUUUCAGCCAGAGGAGGAAGAGACGCUGGAGAACAUCAUCGACAAGGCUGCAGAGUUCCGCGCUAAGCUUGUCAGUAUCAUCAACCCGAUCAUGUCGACGCCAGACGAUUUGCCUGUGCAACGCUUCUACUUGCGCAAGAUCGAGGGCGCCGAUGUCCUUCUCGCGGAUGAGACCAACUUCCUGCGUCAGGAACUGCACAAGUGGGCUCCUGUCGCACCGGAGCCUCCACCACUUAUCAGUGUGUCAUUGUCUACGCGCAAGCCACGCCCGACGAAGCAGCAGAAGCUCAUGGCGCAACUGGGAAUCACGAACCCGGAUGAUCUACCGCCGCAUCUCAGACCCAAACAGCCCGGCACCAAGAAGAAAGAGAAGCCGGAGAUCAAGAAAGAAGGCGACGCGACCGCCGGCUCCAGCGGUGUUCAGACGUCGCACACCCCUCCCGGUCUGCCACAUGGCCACUCUGAAAACACACCGACGUUCGUAUCUGGUCAAGUUGUCGCAGCCACGACUGCUUCCGGGGCGCUGAGACACCAGACUCCAGGGCACCCGACGUUCACAUACGAUGCCAUGGCCGCUUCAGUCAACACGACGUCGUACGGUGACCUCAACUCUCCGAUGUUCGCUACCGCCUCGUCCGCUGGCUCACAUACCCUCUCGCGUCCGGCCCUUGCAUCGCCCCCACCUCAGCACACAACCUCCACCACGUUCGACCCUACGCUAGACAACAUGUUUGGCCGGCCUAGCUCAAGCGGAAACGACAACAAAUCGCAUGUCGAACAUGACGGCGCAGGCUUCGAUCUUGCCAGCCCCAAGCAAGACCGCAGUGACCCGGUCGAUCUGUUUGGCAGUCUGGUCAACGAGCCCGACGACAGCGGCAAUAGAAGCCCCUUCGGAGGCGCUUUUGGUGGAGGUGACCAAGACGAGGCGCUUGGCAAAGGGGCUUUUGAAGAAGGUCUCGAUGGAGCGGGUUUUGACUCGUGAUCGUAUCUCCUUCUAGCCCCCAUCACUCAUCCAGACACAACUCUCGCGUCCGUCUUUUUUAAUCCUCGAGGCGGGCGAGACUUUUCUGUCUAGCUCUCUCCUCGGAAUGCUUGAUGUUUGCGACUGUGCCAAUGGAACGGCAUGUAAUACCAUGUAUUCUUCUCUACUCUCCCUUGCAUCAAACACUUCUUAUUGUGCAUGCAUGCAUUGCGAUGCGCGUCUUGGCGACUUGGGGAACAAUUUUGUUUUAUUAUUCAAUGUCAAAUGGACAUCCCACCUUCAUAUCAGUCUCUAGGCAUGCGAAACGUGCCUCUGAUGUUACGAUAUAUCCAUAUACGUUGCUUGUACCCAAGGGGGGACACACACAGCUUCAUCCCAAACUUAACAAGAUGGAAGAAGGCUCUGGUGGCCGCGCGGAUUCAAUGGGGAGUAUAUUUGGCGUUUGCAAAAUGGGCUCUUUUAUACAGUAUCCUUGUCUUUUUCUCAUAUUCCAUCCCAUAUACGCAUAUACGUCUUGCUUGGCCCCCCCCCCC